AUGCCUCCAAAUUUUUUCCAAAAACCGGAAACGGCACUUAAACGUGCUCAUGAACUUAUAUCUGUUGGCAAAGAGAUGGAUGCAUUGGAAACGCUCCACGAUACCAUAAAAUCAAAACGCCACAAGCAAUGGACAAAGACGCAUGAAGCAAUUAUGCUGAAGCAUAUGGAACUUUGUGUUUCAUUACGACGCCCACAUAUGGCCAAGGAUGCUCUUUUCCAGUACAAAACGCUUACUCAACAGGUUGCCAUUAAAUCUCUUGAAACUGUUAUACAACGGUUUCUGGAGCUUGCACAGCAGAAAACGGAAGAAGCGCAGAAGACUUCUAUUGAGAAAGUUGAAGAAAUUGAUGAUUUGGAUCAAGCCGAUGCCCCUGAAAACUUGUUACUGUCAGCUGUAUCCGGUGACGCUGCACAAGAUCGAAUGGAUCGAACUGUGUUGAGUCCUUGGCUGCGUUUUCUGUGGGAUUCUUAUCGAAAUUGUCUUGAUUUGUUAAGGAAUACCGCUGUGGUUGAGCAGUUGUAUCAUCGUAUUGCGAGGCAGUCAUUUGAGUUCUGCGCGAAGUAUCAGCGGCGAACAGAGUUUCGUAAAUUAUGUGAUAAUCUCCGAUUACAUUUAACGCAAAUUCAGAAACACCAGCAUUUGGCUCAUGUGGUGAAACUAACAAGUGCAGAGUCAUUGACUUUAAUGCAAGAUACGCGUUUAAUACAGUUGGAUACAGCAAUACAAAUGGAAUUAUGGCAAGAGGCAUACAGAAGUGCGGAAGAUGUUCAUGGUAUGAUGCAAUUAAGCAAAGAUAAAGAUGAACGCAUGGUUAAACCAGCAAGUUAUGUCAAUUACUACGAUAAGCUCGCAUUGGUAUUUUGGAAAGCUGGUAAUAGACUCUUCCAUGCAGCUGCUCUCCUUCAGAAAUACAUUAUUUACAAAGAUAUGAAGAAAACAUUUAGUAUGGAAGAAGCUAUGGAUCAAGCAACUCGUGUCCUUCUAGCAACACUUGCAAUACCGGAUGGUGCUGAUAAUCCUUCCGAUUUAACACGCCAUUUGGAUAUUGAGGAACAACACAUUGCAAAUAUGCGAUUGUUGUCGAAUCUCCUUCGUUUGCCGGUAGCGCCAACAAGGGCUGGAAUUUUGAAAGAAAUUACUCGUUUGAAUUUGCCGGAUGUUGCUGUGGAAAGUGCACGUACUCUAUAUAGAUUACUGGAGUGUAAUUUUGCGCCUCUGCGUCUUGCAAGUCAGAUUCAAGCGGAAUUAACAAAGGUAACAGAACUGAACAGAGCUGAAUAUAAUCAGUAUGUUGAGGCAUUGAAGGGUGUUACAGCUACAAAAAUUAUAAAGCAAAUUUCGGUCAUUUAUGAUACACUUUCAAUUGGACGUAUCCAGAAAGUAAUUCCAUUUUAUAAUGGCGAUGAGCUAGAGCGUUUCUUGGUGGAUAUAGCAAAGCAUCGUUAUGUCAAAGCUCGCAUUGAUCAUCGUGGCGGAUCAAUUCACUUUGGAGCGGCAGAUGCCGCACUUUCUGGGUUUUUCGAUUUGGAAGUAUCGGAUGGUUUUGGUGGUGAGGCAGAGCAGGUAGCUGUCGAGGAUAUUCGAAAUCAUCUUCAGUCAAUGUAUAAUAACCUACGAGACGCUGUUCAAGUUCUUGAUUAUGAAAAAAUUAAGAGAGCCGCUACUGACGACUUGAAACGUCAUGCAGAAAUAUAUUUAUAUCACAAAGAUGCUGAUUACGAGCGAAUACUAUUGCGCAGAAAGAAAAUUGAAAGUUAUAAGGAAACUAGUGAACGACAAAAAUUGGAAAAAUGUCAACAAGCUCAGGCGGAAGCUAACAGGAAGGAAGAACAGAGAAGAGCUGAAGAAAUGCGUCGUUUGGAACAGGAAAAUAUCGAAAAAGAAAAACUGCGGAGACUUGCGGAGCAGGAGGAGAUCGAUCGUAAAGUACGAGCAGAAAAAAUGAAAAAAAUCCAAGCGACUCCAAUAUAUCAGGCUAUUGUAAAAGAUCAUGGCGAAGAAGCCUUUCAAAAUAUGGAUCCUGAUUCAGUACUUCGUGAACAACGUGAUCGUUUGGAUGAACAGCGUCGUGAACAACAAGCCCGUUUGCAGCAACAAGAAAAGAAAUUUGAUCAUCUGAUCCGCGCUUAUCAUCUACAAGAAAUGGUAGCACGUAAGGCUAUUUCAGAUAAUUUUGCGGUGAAAGCUCCACAAAACCAUGAUUCUUAUGAGAAGCGUCGUGUUGAAAAUGCAAUCAAAGACCACGAAAAUGCAGUUGCUGUUUAUGAGCGCAUGCAGAAAGUACGUAAAGAUCCGGAUGCAGCUGCAUUCUUGGAAUCGGUUAAAAAGGCACGUGCUGAUGAUUUCAAUAAGAAAAUAGAGGAUUGGGAGAAGAAAUUGCGUGAUGAGAAACGAAAACGUCUUGAAGAACGCCAUGAACUUCGAAAGAAGGAGCGGAGGAAAGAAUGGCUUCAGGAACGUGAAAGAGAAUUGGUGAAAGCAAGAGAAGUAGCAGAGCAAACAAGGAGAGACGAACAGGAGAAAGAACGAAGAGCAGUCCGUGAAUCACAACGCCCGUCCAAACGGGAAAUAGUUGAAAAUUCAGAAAUGGACUCCGAUUGGCGUAAGAGUGCACAACCAACACAACCUCGAACUAUUUCUUCAAAGCCCUUUGGAGAACGUUUCGUGGAAGGUGAACGUUAUCGUGAAAGUGGUGCAGUUACUGCAUCCGAAGCUGAUAGUGGACCAUGGGUACGUGGAAAUGUUACUGGAUCGCAGAGACAACAAGAUGUCCCGAUUCGUAAUAUUGAACGUCCUGCUGUGCCAUCACGCUUUUCUAAUCGAGAACAAGCACGUGGUGAAGCAGAUUCAACGACAAAUUGGAGGAAGGGACAAGUAGCACAACGUGAUAGAGAUCAGUCUGUUGGAAAACAACCACUCAUGGAAAAACGUGGCGAACCCUCCGGUGCUCAGCUACAUGACGUGAAAGCUGUAGCCACUCCUUCUCCAGCUGAUGCGGGCCCAUGGAGACGAGGAAUGAUUGUAGCACGUGAUCAAGCCGAUUCAUCACAACGGACGUCUGCAGCAACUCCCACAACUCAACCGUGGCGCCCUUCGAGGUUACGUCAAGCAGAUGGUGCACCUGUAAACGGUGCUCCAUCUGGAAGAAUAUUAGAAGGAAGUGGUAGUAAUGAACCAAGUAUAGGUAAAUGGAAUCGAUCUAUACAACGUACUGGUGAUAGCCAUGGUGCACAGUCUUUUCGUGGUAUAUCUCAGCAUCAGCAGCGUAGAGGAGCAGCUGACGACGAUCGUAAUUGGCGCCAAAAAUGA
Brugia malayi is the source of this 3312-nucleotide messenger RNA. RefSeq names its product eukaryotic translation initiation factor 3 subunit 10, putative (gene Bma-egl-45). The record is from RefSeq and is a predicted model, not a curated record. Gene Ontology annotation, biological process: translation reinitiation; formation of cytoplasmic translation initiation complex. The transcript has 19 exons. Lineage: Eukaryota; Metazoa; Nematoda; Chromadorea; Rhabditida; Onchocercidae. Gene Ontology annotation, molecular function: translation initiation factor activity; mRNA binding. Gene Ontology annotation, cellular component: eukaryotic translation initiation factor 3 complex, eIF3m; multi-eIF complex; eukaryotic translation initiation factor 3 complex, eIF3e. The coding region runs from base 1 to 3312 and encodes 1103 amino acids.